Meriones unguiculatus (Mongolian gerbil) is the source of this 1663-nucleotide messenger RNA. It is a transcript of the gene Ndn, whose product is annotated as necdin, MAGE family member. Gene Ontology annotation, biological process: negative regulation of transcription by RNA polymerase II. Gene Ontology annotation, cellular component: nucleus. The transcript has a single exon. The coding region runs from base 144 to 1121 and encodes 325 amino acids. The record is from RefSeq and is a predicted model, not a curated record. NCBI's taxonomy places the organism in Eukaryota, Metazoa, Chordata, Mammalia, Rodentia, Muridae.
UCUUGUCCGCCCCGCCCGGCUGGCUGCUGCGGAAGGCGCAGCGCUCGGUAACCUGCACUUCCUCUGCUAGUGUCCAGCGAGGGAGUGCUAGCUCCGAGAGCUCCAAGUCGCAGCCGGUCCUGCCCUGACGAGAAGGCGCUGACAUGUCGGAACAAAGUAAGGACCCCAGCGACCCUAACUUUGCAGCUGAGGCCCCCAACUCCGAGGUGCAUGGUAACCCUGCGGUUCCAGUGGGGGUCUCUCCUCCAGCGUCUCUGGCAGUAAAUCUCGCAGGGCCAACGAAUGCUCCGGAAGAUAUGAUGGCAGCCCCACAGGCCUCACCGCCGCCCGCAGAAAGGUUUGAAGAGGUUGACCCUAAGAUCCAGCAGCAGGCCGCAGAGGAGGGCCGCGCCCACCAGCCCCAGAGCCCAGCCAGGCUGAUCUCAGCACCGCCAACCCCAGUCCAGCUGGUACAGAAGGCACAUGAGCUUAUGUGGUAUGUGUUGGUGAAGGACCAGAAGAGGAUGGUCCUCUGGUUUCCAGACAUGGUGAAAGAUGUCAUGGGCAACUACAAGAAAUGGUGCAGAAGCAUCCUCAGGCGCACCAGCCUCAUUCUCGCCAGAGUUUUUGGGCUGCACCUGAGGCUGACCAAUCUCCACACCAUGGAGUUUGCCCUGGUCAAAGCACUCAGCCCAGAGGAGCUGGACAGGGUGGCGCUGAACAACCGUAUGCCCAUGACAGGCCUCCUGCUCAUGAUCCUGAGCCUCAUCUAUGUGAAGGGCCGUGGGGCCAGAGAGGGUGCCGUCUGGAACGUGCUGCGCAUCCUGGGCCUGAGGCCCUGGAAAAAGCACUCCACCUUUGGGGAUGUGAGAAAGAUUAUCACCGAGGAUUUCGUCCAGCAGAAUUACCUGAAGUACCAGCGUGUGCCCCACAUCGAACCUCCCGAGUACGAGUUUUUCUGGGGGUCCAGAGCCAACCGUGAAAUCACCAAGAUGCAGAUUAUGGAGUUCCUGUCCAGAGUCUUCAGGAAAGAUCCCCAGGCUUGGCCUUCCAGAUACAGAGAGGCUCUGGAGCAAGCCAGAGCUCUGCGGGAGGCUAAUCUUGCUUUCCACUGCCCCCGCAGGAGUGUCUCUGAGGACUAGAAAGGUCCAGGGGCACAUUGAUAGUUUCUGCCCCAUACUAAGGUUGUGUAAGGGUGGGGUUGGAUCAUUAGAGUAUUCCAGAUUCACAGUGCAGUAUUUCAUGUAUAAGUUUUAAGUUUUCCAUACAGUACAGUGCUUUUAUACUUUGUAUUCAUUUGUGUACUCUUGUGUAAGAUUUGUGCAUGUGUGUUAUAAGUAAUCAAGUUGUUGCUUUCACUUUUGUGCUUUCUUGGAUUAUUGUACAAGAGAUGUGCUGUGCUCAACCUGGGAAAUACAAUGAGGUGUUAUGUAUCUUGUUCUUUGUAUGGGACUGGUGAACUGUAUCCACAAAGAAAGCCCUGGAGAGUUAGCAGGACUCACCAGCAUCACAGACUUGACCAGGAGAAAGGUCAAGGCCCCUUUCCGAUGACCUCAACUGGCACAGGAAACAUCUAUGUGGAAUGGACUGAUCUGAACUGGAAUUUUCUCAGUGUAGGCACUUAGCACACUUAUUAAACAUGUAUACAACCCCACCAUAAAUAAACUUUAAAGUGAGCAUUAAA